AUGGCCGCGCCCGUGUCGCAGCCGCCGGUGGCCGCCAGGGCGUCCACGCGGUUCCUCCCCCGUGGGAUAGGCGCGCUUCCGGAGUCCGCCCCCGCGUCCCUCCGGUUCUCCGUCGGCCGCCGCCACCGCGCCGCUCGCCUAGAGGUGAAGGCGUCCGGAAAUGUGUUCGGGAACUACUUCCAGGUUGCAACCUAUGGCGAAUCCCAUGGAGGGGGCGUUGGUUGUGUGAUCAGUGGCUGCCCACCCAGAAUUCCUCUCACUGAGGCAGACAUGCAAGUAGAACUCGAUAGAAGACGUCCGGGUCAAAGUAGAAUAACCACCCCAAGAAAGGAGACUGAUACAUGCAAAAUUCUAUCUGGGACACAUGAAGGGAUGACCACUGGUACACCAAUUCACGUUUUUGUCCCGAACACAGAUCAAAGAGGCGGUGAUUACAGUGAAAUGGCUAAGGCGUACAGACCAUCCCAUGCAGAUGCAACCUAUGACUUCAAGUAUGGUGUUAGAGCUGUGCAGGGAGGCGGAAGGUCAUCGGCCAGAGAAACCAUUGGCAGGGUGGCUGCAGGAGCUCUUGCAAAGAAAAUUCUGAAGCUCAAAUCAGGAGUGGAGAUCUUGGCAUUUGUUUCUAAAGUGCAUCAAGUCGUACUUCCAGAAGAUGCAGUUGAUUAUGAGACUGUAACCUUGGAACAGAUAGAGAGCAACAUCGUUAGAUGUCCUGAUCCAGAAUAUGCAGAGAAGAUGAUUGCUGCCAUUGAUAAAGUACGAGUUAGAGGAGAUUCGAUUGGUGGGGUCGUCACAUGCAUUGCAAGAAACGUUCCUCGUGGUAUUGGCUCUCCUGUUUUUGACAAACUUGAAGCUGAACUGGCAAAAGCUAUGCUUUCUCUUCCUGCAAGCAAGGGGUUUGAGAUUGGCAGUGGGUUCGCUGGUACGGACUUUACUGGAAGUGAGCAUAACGAUGAGUUCUAUAUGGAUGAGGCUGGAAAUAAGAAACAAAAUACUGUAUCAAGGGAGCAUGAGGAUGUUGAACUUUUGGCAAGGGGGCGCCAUGACCCGUGUGUUGUCCCUCGAGCUGUUCCUAUGGUGGAAUCCAUGGCUGCGCUGGUCCUGAUGGACCAGCUCAUGGCGCAUAUUGCUCAGUGUGAGAUGUUUCCGCUGAACCUUGCCCUACAAGAGCCCAUUGGCUCUGCUAGCAGUGCAUCUGAACUGGCACCAAGCCUAUCAUAA
This is a messenger RNA of Miscanthus lutarioriparius, 1221 nucleotides long. The record is from the annotation of a GenBank genome assembly. NCBI's taxonomy places the organism in Eukaryota, Viridiplantae, Streptophyta, Magnoliopsida, Poales, Poaceae.